Macadamia integrifolia is the source of this 1398-nucleotide messenger RNA. Its product is annotated as NADPH-dependent aldo-keto reductase, chloroplastic-like. Lineage: Eukaryota; Viridiplantae; Streptophyta; Magnoliopsida; Proteales; Proteaceae. Gene Ontology annotation, molecular function: aldose reductase (NADPH) activity. Gene Ontology annotation, cellular component: cytosol. The record is from RefSeq and is a predicted model, not a curated record. The transcript is spliced from 9 exons. Bases 234 to 1196 code for a protein of 320 amino acids.
GAAGUUUGCAUUUUUUGGCGCAACUUUUCAGGAGAUUGAAAAUAUGGAAGAAAGAGUCAGAGAGAGAAGGGAAGUGACAGAGAAACUAAAAUGGAGAGUUCUUAGGAGAUUUGAGGGAAGUGGAAAGAAUGGUGUCACCUCAUCUAAUCUGGUCCGACCAAGUUCAUACCUCCGGCAAAUAGUGUUUCAGAGAAACCUGGCAAAUAGUGUUUUAGAGCAAUCUAGAAGAAGAAAUGGAAAAUGACAAGGGGUCAGAGUAUGGGCCCUUGUAUUUCGAACUAAACACGGGAGCCAAGAUGCCCUCCGUCGGAUUGGGCACUUGGAAAGCUCCCCCUGGUGUCGUUGGAGAUGCAGUCAUUGCUGCUGUCAAGGCUGGUUAUAGACAUAUUGAUUGUGCACGUGUCUACGACAAUGAGAAGGAGGUUGGGGUGGCUUUGAAGGAAUUAUUCUCCACCAAUGUAGUGAAACGUAGUGAGAUUUGGAUCACAUCCAAGCUAUGGUGUAGUGACCAUGCACCAGAGGAUGUCUCCAAGGCAUUGAGCAAGACAUUAGAAGACCUGCAACUAGACUAUGUCGACCUAUAUCUUAUGCAUUGGCCAUUUCGGACAAAGCCUGGGUCACGUGGGUUUGCCCCAGAAAUCAUGGCUCCAUUGUGUCUUCCAGAGACAUGGAGUGCUAUGGAAGGCUUGUUUGCAUCAGGUCAAGCACGGGCUAUUGGAGUGAGCAACUUCUCAACUAAGAAGCUGGAAAACCUACUUGCAUUUGCGAAGGUGACACCAUCCGUGAACCAGGUGGAAUGUCAUCCAGAGUGGCAGCAGCCUGCCUUACACAACAUAUGCAAGUCUACAGGCGUCCAUCUCUCGGCCUAUUCUCCUUUGGGCUCACCUGGGUCUUGGGUUAAAGGUGAGACCUUGAAGGAUUCUACACUAAUUGAGAUUGCUAAGAAACUUAACAAAUCACCUGCACAAGUAGCUCUCCGUUGGGGUAUUCAAAGCGGUCAUAGUGUCCUCCCAAAGAGUGUAAAUGAGUCCCGAAUCAAGGAGAACCUUAGUUUAUUUGACUGGUGCAUCCCUCAAGAUCUCUUCUCCAAGAUCUCCAGUAUCCAUCAGCGAAGGCUUCUACGAGGAGAAUUUGCAGUCCAUGAAACAUUAAGUCCGUAUAAAAGCCUCCAAGAACUAUGGGAUGGUGAAAUAUGAAAUUUUAUUGCAUUCACAGAAUAUAACUGGAAGUUUCUGGCUUUUUUUUUCAAAGAAUUAUUUGGUUUCAACUGUAGUUUCUUUAGUCUGGAUGAUUUCUCUUUCCAUGUGGAAGUCACUUGUAGUCUUGACUUUCUAUGCUGUCUCUUAUAAUAGUGAAAGCGUCAUAAAGAUAUGUUGAUGAUAACCUUCAUUCAGCCAA